AUGUGGGGAUUCAAUGUCAAUGUCCUUACUGCACGAGUCCGACGGAGGCCAACACCUCCAAAUAUUGCGCAAUCUGAAAACCUGUUUACAAAGUGUCUGCAGAACAACAUGGCCACACUUUUGGGUUUUGAGCCACUUGAAAAGAGAGGAGUUCUCUCGGGGGACGCUGCCGCCUUUCUGAAGGCCCACAACGACAAACGUCGGAUCGUCAGUCCUACUGCUACAGACAUGAAGGAAAUGCAAUGGAGUACAGAGCUGGAGAGGAUUGCAAGGAACUACGCCAAAAAGUGUACUUUUGCACACAAUUCACAGAGAUCGUCAUCCACAUCAUACUACGUAGGAGAGAACCUGUUCGUUAGCUAUGGAGAUAUGUCACCUGCGCAGGCGGUAACAAGUUGGGACAAUGAAAAGAACGACUACACUUUAUCCAGUAAUAGGUGCGAUCCCAACAGCAAGCACGGGUGUGGUCACUACACGCAGGUUGUGUGGGCAAAUUCGGAAACAGUUGGAUGUGUAAAACACUUCUGUAACUACGUCAGGAACUUUAAUAACAGAGGCUAUUUAGUAGUUUGCAACUAUGGUCCAGGCGGUAACGUUAACAACCGGAGACCCUAUACCAGUGGAACGACCUGUAAAGACUGUCCGGCGGGAUACACAUGUGUGAACAAAUUAUGCAGCAAAUCUUCGGGUGGAGGGGGUUCCAAUCCUUGUUCAACGAACCCAUGUAAAAAUAGCGGCACUUGUACAUCGUCUGGUUCCGGAAAUGCAGUUUGUAAAUGCACCAAUGGAUGGUCAGGAAGCACAUGUGAAACACGAGACCGGUCCUUCUGUUCGCAAAAUCCGUGCAAGAAUGGCGGGACCUGCUGGAACCUCAAUAACCGGUUCCUUUGUAGGUGUCCCCCGUCCUACUCUGGUACCAGAUGUGAAACAGGACAACGUAGAACAGGACCAGAGAGCUCCUUUAGUUGUAAUUUUGAGAGAGGUAUGUGUCUCAAAAACUAUAGGAAGAAUGAAGUUAACUUCAGACGGCUUAGCUUCUUAAGAAUGAACAGGAAGACAAUUAGUGCCCCCGAGGGAUCCUCCUUUGCCGUUGUGUAUGCUGGGUUCAUAUUCGGUCAGAAGAACUCUUAUCUAUUGUCAAAUUAUCUACCAGAGGCCGUCACGAGAGUGACAUUUACGUACAGAAUCGUUGGAUCUGGAGAAUUGAAGUUUAUCUACAAAAACAAGGAUAUAAAUUAUCCUAAAUCAGUGUUCUCCAGCAAGUCUAGCAACGGAGUGUGGAAAUCGUGGACUGUCACCAUUCCUUCUGGAAAAAAGACAUACUAUUAUUUCCAAGCCACGGUGGGGAGAAAUUCCGUAAUUGGCAUUGAUAAUAUCAAGGUCAAAGUCUACCAGUGAGUAGGAAGCCACGUGUAAGGUAACAAGGUGCGCUGAAAGCAACAAUAGACAUGUCAUCCUGUUAACCACGAUAACCUGUGAUAUAUAGUGCAGGGUUGUAGAUAUUUAGUAAAU
This is a messenger RNA of Ostrea edulis (European flat oyster), 1512 nucleotides long. Its product is annotated as cysteine-rich secretory protein LCCL domain-containing 2-like. Gene Ontology annotation, cellular component: extracellular region. The transcript has 13 exons. The record is from RefSeq and is a predicted model, not a curated record. Gene Ontology annotation, molecular function: calcium ion binding. Bases 1 to 1398 code for a protein of 465 amino acids. NCBI's taxonomy places the organism in Eukaryota, Metazoa, Mollusca, Bivalvia, Ostreida, Ostreidae.